AUGGCGAGCAAUGCGGCAGCCUUUGCAAUGUUGGGCCCCACCACUUCUGAAGCAGUGAAGAAUGGCUUUGGAGUGAUUGAUGGUGGAGCCACAAGAACUCUUGGCUCCGUGCAGGCGAUAGAAGCCGUGAUGCAGAGGAAUGCACAGAAGAGGGGAAGCACCGGUGUGAAAGCCGUGGACCUCGAGAACAAACCGGUCUUCGGUUUCGCGGACAGUGGCGAGGCCCAGUGCGUGUCGACGAUCGACUUGGGUCUGCAGGCCAACGGCCAAGGAGGACACCUACGAAUCCAUGCUCUGGAUAAAGGAAGUGGCCCGAUUCUGGUGUCCGUAGCCACACUGCGGGCACUCGGUGCCAUCAUCGACUUCAGCUCAUGGUCCUUCGCGCCCUCGACCCACGCAAACUGGUGCAUUUGCAGCGCUCGGCCACAGCACAGGCCAUCAGGACAACGCCUCUCGUUCGCCAAAUCGGAUGGUAAACGGGAGGUGCAGCAGUUUUUCGGUGAUGGGAAUGUAGCCAAGGCAGCAGUAGGAUCUGACUCGGAAGCCAAGGUCCCAGUUGCGUUCGGUGUUGGGGAUAGGAUUGGUAGUGGGGUUUCGGUUACUACUAAUCCUGAGCAGACAGGGAGCCAGACAGUACCUGAACAUCAGGCGCAGGAGUGUAUGUCGCAGCAAUCUCGAGAACCAAGCGGACCAUCGAAUAACACCCUCGACGCCCUCGUGACCGAACAUGGCCAGCGAGACCGUGGUGAACUGAACAAGGCCGUGCAGAAGAUGACCAAGGGCGAGCUCACAGCAGCCAUCCGCGACUAUGGGGAAAUCCCAGCAGCCUCGUGGAACAUGUCGGAGCUACAGCUACGCCACCGGCUGAGGGAGCUGAUGGACUUGGACGAGGAGGAGCAGUUUGCGGGGGUCAAGACGCUGUCGCCGCUCCAGCAGCAGAUUGUGCAGCUCAACAAGCAAAAGCGGCGCGAGGCGGACCUCACUCGUUACCUCGAGGAGGUCCUGAAGAUCCCGGUGAACCACAACGAGACCAUGUACCAGAUGGAGGUGAAGGCGAUGGACUACCUCUACAAGAAUGUGGAGAGCACGGGACGCGAUGUUGUGGGUUUCGGGCGACAUGCGGCCUUGACCUACUCCGACCUCCUGAAGACCUACCCGCAGUACACGGAUUGGGUGGUGAAGACCUACAAGGAAGCCGAGGACUCAGGUCCCCGUCUUCAGCGCUUGGCUCAGUGGCUCACGCGUGCCACGGAUGUCACGGCACCUGUGGUGGUAGCCGCCGAAGUGCCGCAGGGAAGCAGGUCCGUUUCCAGCUCCCCUCCGAAGAAGAUCGAGAACGAGCAGGAGGAGAUCGAGGAGAUCCGCGAGACGGCGUCGGCCUCCACCGAGCGACCCCGCAAGAAGGAGAAGGAGAUGAACAGUUGCGUGGGAGCCCACGCUCGGUCUGAGGCUGAGGAACAGUUGGGUUGUAGCCGGGACCUUAGCCAGAGCCAAGCCCGAAUCUUAGAGGACACUGCGGCAAGCAUCGUUCCUAGUUUGUUUCAAGAACUGGUUGCCUCGGAUGGAGCGGGUGGCCAACGCCCAGUUCUCAUGGAAGUUGCCUGCUCCCCAGACAGCCUUUUAACGAAGGCCCCAUGUUCGGAGGAGGAGUGCCAGGUAAUGGCUGAACUCUGGGAUACUCAUGCUGACUUGCAUCGCAGGGCGGCUUUUGGUAAGAGGCUUAUGCAACCUGCCAAUGGGGCUCCAACCUUGUUGCCGAGUCUUGAGAACAUCAGCUACAAUUUCCUGGUGAUGAAGGAGAUUGUGUUAAAGAUGAGUGCGAGGCAACGCCUCAGUGCCGACCCUGCGGACAUGCUUGCGAAGAUGUUCGUAGGGUGGUAUGGCAAGCACAAAGCCUUUUUCUCAGAGAUCAAAGAGUUUGACCCUGUGGUUUGGGCUUUCAAGGAUGGUUGGGUCGUACACAAGAUGAUCACCCUCCUACGUCCCAAGGAUCCGAAGGUCAAGGAGCUCUGGGAAAUCCUUGUUGAUGUGAAGAAAAGACAGAAGGAUGCAUGGAAUGCAGCCAAUGGUCCUGAUCCUCUCCCAGAAGCUCUGGCGGAAGUGUCCGAGGCCGAGGAUGAUGGCUAUGAGCCAUGUGUCGAUGAUUGUGAUCCUGAUCAGAUGUUUGAGGGGGAGGAGUCAAUUGAGGCUGUGGAAGGGGAGGCUUCAGUCGAGGCUACCCUCAGGGAGGCUUCAGUCGAGGCUACGCUCGGGGAGGCUUCACUCGAGGCUAUGCUCAUGGAAGCUUCAGUCGAGGCUACACAAAGGGAGGCUUCAGUCGAGGCUACGCUCGGGGAGGCUUCAGUCGAGGCUAUGCUCGUGGAAGCUUCAGUCGAGGCUACACAAAGGGAGGCAGCCGGGGCCGUGUGUCGGUCAAGCUUGACUAGGGAGGAAAAGAUCCAGCUGGACAGUGCUGAGCUAGGUUAUCGCCUUGCCCAUACAACUUCGGAGACUUGGGAAGAUGAGCAAAGUCUUCAAACUCCGGACGAGUAUCAAGUGGUUUCUAGCAGUGUUGAGCCUUUGCCAGAGCCAAGCUUGGAAAGUCAGAAGACCUUCUUGGAUGAAAGCCCGGCUGAGCCAGCAGUGUGCACGAUUGAAUCUAGCCCCGACGAAGCCCCAUCGUCAUCAAGGCCCUCCGCGCUGAAACGCCGCCCGCAUAUUCCUAAAACCUGGAAAGAUGACUUCUCACAGAAGCUUACGCCCGAGCAGAAGGCCAGGUUCUUGGAGGCUUGCAAGCUGAAGAUGAACGGAGUCUGCCUGGGCUUUGUGGUUCUUUGCUGGCAGAGGCAAAGGUGGCACGUGAGGGCGACCUUGGCAGAGGCUCUGCAAGCUUUGUGGCACCAUCGCCAGCACAGCAUGCCCUUGAGGAACCCCGAUCAGGAGGAUACCUAUGUGCCAGAAGCAGACCCCAGCCUGGAGAGUUUGAUUCGGGAUAUGGCUCCGUCGCCAACGCGCGAGCCUAGCCAGGAGCUGGGGGAACAGGCUGCAGCUUCAGAGGCUUUCGAGGAUGAUGAGCCAGAGUCCCCGUGUGAGGUGCCUGCAUCGAAAGAUGACCAGAUGCGCUUCAUUCUUGCACACCGAAAGGAAAAGAAAGCAAAAGCAGCUGCAAAGGCCAUUGCAGCAGAUGCGAAGAAGAAAGCUGCGGCUGAAGCAAAGGCUGGAGCAAAACGUGGACGCAAGCCCAAGCAUGAAGCCGAAGCUAUGCCAGCACCCGAGUCCGAGGGCAAUGCCAAUGAUGCGGAAGGCUUGUCAGCUGCUGCAGCAGCCAAAGCCGAUGAUCCAAAGCCCAAGGGAAAGCCAGGACGCAAGCCCAAGCAAGCCGGAGCCGAUGCUCCAAAACCCAAGGGAAAGCCAGGACCCAAGCCCAAGAAAGCCGGAGCCAAUGAUCCUGAGGAACCUUCGUCAAAGCCAGGACCCAAGCCCAAGCAAGCCAGAACCCAUGAUCCUGAGGGAGCUUCGUCAAAGCAAGGACCCAAGUCCAAGAAAGCCAGAACCAAUGAUCCUGAGGAACCUUCUUCCGAGCCAGGACCCAAGUCCAAGAAAGCCAGAACCGUUGAUCCUGAGGAACCUUCGGCAGGGUCAGGACCCAAGUCCAAGAAUGCCAGAACCGAUGAUCCCGAGGAACCUGUCGUGCCCCAUGCGAUGAAGGCUAAGCCAAAGGGAAAGGCUGCCAUGAAGAAGCCAGCAGCACGCAAGCAGCUCCAUCCAGACGCUGCAGUUGCAGAGGUGGAGCAGGACUUCGGUGUGAAUGACAUGCCACCACCCAUGGAGGCGGACCUCCCAAAAACCUUUGCCCGCCGUGCAAUGCCCACGACAGCCCAUGGAGUGAACAAGUACCGGCGCAUCGUGGGUGCCUUCAGGGAUCAUGUCUUGCCGAAGUUGAAGGACCGCCAGAAGUGUGCGGCCGAGGACCCUGGUUUGUUUUUUACAGUAGGGAGGCACAGCUCCACCAAAAUGGGGCCGAUCAUGUUGGUGAACCCCUGCUACAUAUAG
Molecule: messenger RNA, 4032 nt
Organism: Symbiodinium sp. CCMP2592
Lineage: Eukaryota; Dinophyceae; Suessiales; Symbiodiniaceae
Source: the annotation of a GenBank genome assembly